GCUAUUGGUAACAGACGCCAAACAUUACAAAGAAGCUUCUGAAACGCUCAUACCGCAGUCAUGAGUUCGCCUUUGUCGAUGCUAAAGAAAACUAGACGUACUUCACUUGAGAAUGCUAGCGCCAAGAGACUUCCGGGGAAAGAGGUCACGUGUUGUCAUAGUUUUCAUUUGGCAGCUUAAUUUCUGUCACAGAAUGAACAAGGGGCCAGAAGCAAGGGCAAUUCAGGGAGACUGUAUCACCAGAAGUUCAAGUAUCAGAUAAUCCAAAUCUUCCUGUGGCCGGUGAUGUUAACUCUACCAUUUCUAAAGCACCAAAGAAAGAGACUGACCCUGCUGGAGAGGAAGGUCAGAAGCCAAAAAGAGGAGAUGGAGCACAAGGAAAACAUGAUUUCAUUGUUGAAGGAGCAACUGAAGGCUCAAGAAACAUCAGAGGGCGGCCAUAUUGAAAGCUGCAGGAAACUUGAGAGAAGGUGCCGACAGCUGCAGCACCAAGUGGAUGAAAUGGAGAGCUUCCUGAACGACUAUGGUUUGAUUUGGGUGGGGGAUAGGGAACACAGUGAUGCAGCAGUGCAAACAAGCAGCUCAGUCACAGAUGCUUCAGGGUUUAGACAUUUCCACGUGGACUUUGACCUUGUGCUACAGAGGAUCAAGGAGCUGAACAUCCUCACAGGGGAGGGGGAAUCUUUUGUACAAUCCACACCCAGUGGGGCACAGUUGGCUAGAAAAGUUCCCGUGCAACUGAGACUCUACAGAAAUGGCAUUGUGAUGUUUGAAGGACCUUUCCGCUCUUACCAGGAGGGCAGCACGCAGCAAUGCAUGCAGGAUCUGAUGGAAGGCUAUUUUCCAUCUGAGCUUCAGGGCAGAUAUCCAGAUGGUGUGCCUUUUGAGGUCCAUGACAGAAGAGAUGAGGAAUUUGUCCCCAGACUACCAUGGGAUAAAUUUCCAGGUAAGACAUCAAACGCAAAACAGUUCCUGAAAAGGCUGCCCAAAGUGGUGGUGAAGGCGGGUCAAGUGAUUGAUGUCAGAGACUCAGUGUGCACAACCUUGGAGGGUUCACCUGACACCGACAACGGCAACUCGAUCAUCCUUGUAGAUACACCAGCACUGCAAGUAAUCAAGGACAGGCUGCAGACACCGACCUCUGACAGGCCUUCUGGCCAUAACAUCAUCACACUCAAAGUUAAGUCAGAAGAUGGCAAUAACACUUACAUCCUAAAAAUGUGCCUUUCCGAGACUGUGGGUCACCUACGGCAACACCUGGACAGAUUCAGGGGUCAUGACCUGGCUGGAUAUGACAUUAUCAGCGCAUACCCUCAGCAUCACUACAAUGAUGAUUGCCAAACGCUUGGGUCGUGCGGGCUCACGACAAAUGUCACUCUUCUUCUGCGAGGAAGGAAAACACAGUUGUGAAAUAAAUGGCUCAUCUAAUGAUGAUUGUCUACUGUGUGUUCAGUAGACACUUCCGGUGCUUAUUUAACAUGGAAUUUGAGAUUGCCAAUGUAUAAACAUGAUGCCUUAAACAAGACAGUGAAAAUAUUUACUACCAAUGACAUUUUCCAGUAUUGCAUGGACCAUUGUUUUAAUUCAACACAAGAAAGCAAAAUAAAUUAGGAUUAAAAACAAAUGAAAAU
Messenger RNA from Dunckerocampus dactyliophorus (ringed pipefish), 1631 nucleotides. It is a transcript of the gene ubxn11, whose product is annotated as UBX domain protein 11. Lineage: Eukaryota; Metazoa; Chordata; Actinopteri; Syngnathiformes; Syngnathidae. The record is from RefSeq and is a predicted model, not a curated record. Gene Ontology annotation, molecular function: ubiquitin binding. Gene Ontology annotation, biological process: proteasome-mediated ubiquitin-dependent protein catabolic process. Bases 286 to 1410 code for a protein of 374 amino acids. The transcript has 15 exons.